Molecule: messenger RNA, 3125 nt
Organism: Anastrepha obliqua
Lineage: Eukaryota; Metazoa; Arthropoda; Insecta; Diptera; Tephritidae
Gene: Ance-2
Product: angiotensin-converting enzyme
Exons: 9
Coding region: 1045-2937 (630 amino acids)
Biological process (GO): proteolysis
Cellular component (GO): plasma membrane
Molecular function (GO): metallopeptidase activity; peptidyl-dipeptidase activity
Source: RefSeq, a predicted model, not a curated record
CUGUUUAACUCAACGGCUGAUAUUUUGUACUGGAGGAAUUAAUGUCUUCUAUGUGAUGUGCUUUUGAAAGUCUAAUCAGAGCCCAUGAAAAAUUCAGAAAAAAUAAAAUCCCUGUUACACCUUUUCUACUCUUCAUGAGUGGCAACAUUAAAAUUAUAAAUUUCGCGAUAAAAAGCUGUAAAUAAGUGUAGGUUUGCAUUUUAUCAAUAAUUUUAUUCUAAGAAAUAUCAGCUGAGUUAAAUUUUUCCACUCAACAACGCUUCUGGCUGCUAUUACCAACUAUAAUUAUUGAUCUCUCCGUGGCCACUGAGCCACUUCGCAGCUGCAUGUGAAAAGCUAUAUUUUCGCGCUCAUUUUGAGUCGCUACCGAGACGCGUUUAGUUAUUCAGCCAAGUUGCGGAUGAAUUAUUGCAAUGUGCGUAAGCACUCAAGCUAUUACCGCGAAGGCUAAUCACUAUGGUCAACUCCAUGCCGGCACACCUGGACGGUUAGUUGCCAAUUUGAGACGUUCAAGACCAGACCUACGGAUGGAAGUGGCAGUGGUGGCUUAGCGUUUUGGUAGUUGAAGGGCUUACAGAAAACGAGGCAAACAUCGAAAGUGCGGAUUUAAAAGCAAAAAAAAAAAAAUAUUAUUUUAUUGUUUAGCUGAGCAUUAAACCAGUAAAUUAAUAUCAAACGAAAACGUGGAGUGAAGAUAAAGUAAAUAUUAUUAUAGUUAAAAACAUUUUUUGUUGUUUUGUUGAAAGUGAAAUGUGACUUGAACGCAAUGAAUCACAAUUACGUGCGCGCUUGUUGAAGCAGGUAGUACUCGUACGAGUAGAACUGCAGUGCAACAUACGGCGAACACUUGGAGUUAAAUCAUUACACCGACAAAAAUACAUACGAAUGUUGGGCUAAUUACUUUUUUAUCAAACAUUUUUUAUUUGGCUUAUUUUUUGCACUUUAAUUUAUCGAUACUUCCACGACAUUUUGGCAUCAUCUUUUCCACCGACAAAAAAUAUCUCGAAAGGGCUUGUGGAACACAUCAAGCACAUCAUUAACAAUAUGAGGUCCCUAGUGCUGGUAACGCUUUUGCUCCAGUGCCAACUGCACCUCACCAUCUCAGCAGAGAAUUCCACUGCUGUUCUGGCCAAAUUUCUAGCAAAUGUCAAUAAAAAUUUAGCUGCACUCUACAACCGCGAGGUAUUCGCCAAUUGGCAGCUGGAGAUAAAAGGACCAAAUGAUUUAUACGCUCUACUGCAGUCAGAGCUGGCCAGUGACGAAAUCAUGAAUUAUAUACAAAGUAUAGCACCAAAAUAUGCCAAGUUUAAACGCCUAAAAAUCGGCAAUGACCAGCUACAACGCGAAUUGGCGCAAAUACCCGAAACCGGCUACGAAGCAUUGCCGUCCACGGAUCUCAAGUUGAUGUACAUUGUCACCACAAAUAUGGGCGAUAUUUAUAAAAAUACAAAACUCUGCGCUUUUCACGACCAACGCCAAUGCAAUUUGACCCUGAUACCAGCGGUGCAGAAUAUUUUACAUAACAGUAACAAUGUUUCCGAGAUCGAGUAUUACUGGUUGGAAUGGCGCCGGAAAACGGGCAUGGCGGCGAAAGAGGAUUUUAUGAAGUUUGUGGAGCUGUAUAGGAAAACGGCGCAGUUGAAUGGUUUCCCAACACCGUCAGACUUUUGGUUCAAAGAUCUUGAGGAGAAUAGCGCACAGGCUGUCAGCUUAUUGAACCGUUUCAUGCAACGUCUGCAACCACUUUUCCAACAGUUUCAUGCCCAUGUGCGCGGACAACUGCGUAAGCUGUAUGGCGAAGAGCUGAUACCGCGCGGCAAACCGUUUCCACAAAAUCUAGCUGAGAUCUUCAUAGGCAACGCCUAUCGUCGCGCCGAUCCCGAAUGGUAUAUAGAAUUUCCUUACCCUGAAGUGGGCAUGCCAAACAUAACUGCCGGUCUGCUGCGCCGCGGUUUGGAUAAUGCCCAGCGUGUUUUCUGGAAUGUCGCGGACUACUUUCGCUCGCUGGGUAUGCCGCAAAUCGAAGACACAUUUUGGAUGCAGAACGUUCGUCCAAAGGCCGAUUUAGACGACGAGAGUAUGCGUUGCUGGCAUAAAGCGUGGAAGUUCUACGGCACACAGCGCGUUAAUUUCUCCUAUUGUCCUUUGGUGGAUGAGGAACGCUUCUUUAAUAUGUUCGAGGCACUCACCGACGUCUACUACUAUCGCGCUUAUGAACACCAGCCGACACUCUUUGCCGAAGAACCUUUUCCGCAUUUCAGUGAUGCUUUGGGAAAAAUGUUCUCGUUGGCAGCCUCCUCGCCACGUUAUUUGGAGAAGCUGAAGAUUUUGGAUCGUGGUUUAGUGUCUAAAGAAUUGAGGAUUAAUCGACUUUAUUGGCAGGGUCUUCGUACCAUCUUUUUGUUGCCUGUAUUUUACGUUUUGGACCGUUAUAGGGUGGAUGUGCUGGAUGGGCGUCUAAAAAUUUCCGACAACUGCGCCUAUUGGCAGCUAACAAGCGAUUUUACAGGCGCGGAACCACCAGUGAGUAGAAGUAAUGCAGAUUUUGACGCACCAGCUAAACUACUGGUGGAAGUGGAUGAUCAAUAUACCAGUCAAAUAAUGAGUACUGUGUUGCAAUAUCAACUCUACGAGCACUUCUGUGAAAUAUCUGGCCAAUAUAGACCGGAUGAUCACAAUUACCCACUGGAUUUAUGUGAUCUAUCAAAUCAACGUCAAAUCGGGCCCUUAGUGAUGCAGGCGAUGUCUCUGGGCUCAUCCAAGUCCUAUAAAGAUAUUCUGCAAAUAAUGACAAACGCAUCAGAAAUCAACAUAGAUGGUUUACUGACAUACUAUCAGCCUUUGUACGAGUGGCUGGUGGAGCAAAAUCGCUUAGAUGGUGUGGAAGUUGGUUGGGCGCCAACAAAAAAGUGCAGUCCCGAAAAUGACGUAGUGUAAUUUAUUUAAGCCAAAUGAUAACACUUUGCUCAGAGGGUUAACGGGGCAAACGGCUAACUAAAAAUGGUAGCAUACUUUCAGGCGCGUCUGGUUGAAUCGCGUUCGCACAGAGUGAUUUGCCAAUUUCGAAGUUAAACAAAAUUUGUAUAUACUUGAAACAGAAAUAAACACACACACAUGCAUGCAUA